Meloidogyne enterolobii is the source of this 903-nucleotide messenger RNA. NCBI's taxonomy places the organism in Eukaryota, Metazoa, Nematoda, Chromadorea, Rhabditida, Meloidogynidae. The record is from the annotation of a GenBank genome assembly.
AUGGAUUUAUUAUCUCCUUCAAUUUCCUCCACUCCAAAAAUUGGAACAGAUCCAUUAACUAGAAAAAGACAAUCAUUUACUGUUUAUGAAAUGAUUACAAAUAACGAGAGAAAACAACAAAAACAAUUAUUUAAUAAUAAUUGUUGUUCUUCUUCUUUUGAUAAUUGGAAUGUUAAUAAUAAAAAUAAUAAUUCAAAAAUUGGACAAUCAAUUCGAGACGUGAUGAAAGAAUUAACGUGUCCAACAGUUCAAUUUUGUUUUGGAAAUAAUCUAAUAAAUUCACAAAAUUCUUCAAAUAUUCUUUUAAAUAAUCUAAAAGAUCGUCCAAAUAUAAAUUCAAUGCCUUCAUUAAUAAAUGCUUUGACACAAGCUGAACAAACAAUUAUGGAACAUAAUUAUUAUUUACAAAAUCGAAAACAACAAAUUCAACAAAAUACUCGUUCACCUUCGGUUAGUGGAAAUUUUUCUAUUGGACUUACAACAACAACAAUUAAUAAAGGAAGGAGGUUAUCUGAACGUUUAGUUAAUGAAAAUAAUAAUGGAAUAAUUAAAGGUCGAUUGGAACGUUCAAAUUCAGUUUUGAGUAGUCGUAAUGGAAAUACAAAUUUAAAUUUUAUACCAGAACUUACUCCACAACAAGUUUCUAAUUUACGUCGUUCAUGGAAGCAUAUAAACACAAAAGGACUUUAUGAUGUAAUUAGGCGUGCCUUUUCAAAAGGAAUUGAAUGCGAACUUCGAUUAAUUGGUGCUCGUCAUGUUCCUUGUUAUGAAUAUUUUAAUUUAAGUGUUACACAAUUAGAACAAUUAGGGGAAGCUUUGGCUGAACAAUUUUUUAAAUUGGAUGGAAUAAGGCAAAGCAAAGAAACUACAAAAGUAAGGGGCUUAGUUUCCAAACUUUUUUAA